Messenger RNA from Carya illinoinensis, 1737 nucleotides. Its product is annotated as wall-associated receptor kinase-like 22. The record is from RefSeq and is a predicted model, not a curated record. Gene Ontology annotation, cellular component: plasma membrane. The transcript is spliced from 3 exons. Gene Ontology annotation, molecular function: ATP binding; protein serine/threonine kinase activity. Bases 285 to 1451 code for a protein of 388 amino acids. Lineage: Eukaryota; Viridiplantae; Streptophyta; Magnoliopsida; Fagales; Juglandaceae. Gene Ontology annotation, biological process: cell surface receptor signaling pathway; protein phosphorylation.
CAAAUAGACCCUCUGACUCAUCACAGUACUGUAUCAACAGCAGUUAUCCUUCUUUUAAUCGGAGCCCUACUUACACAUGUUGGUGCCAUCGCGGCUUCAAAGGAAAUCCCUAUCUUCUUGAAGGAUGUCAAGAUAUUGAUGAAUGUGCAAACUCACAUCAUGACAAUUGUGGUAAUGGUACACGUUGUGAAAAUACUGUGGGGUCUUAUAACUGUAUCCCAGUUCAUAGGAGUGCCAGGCAUGCCAUCAUCAUAGGAAUUAGUACAAGCCUUGGGCUAGUAGUAAUGCUUACUGGUGGAUGGUGGUCCUACGUAGCAGUAAAGAAAAGAAAGAUGAUUAAGCAAAAGGAGAAGUUCUUUAAACGGAAUGGUGGACUAUUGUUACGACAACAAUUAUCUUCAAAUGAAAUCAACGUUCAAACCACAAAAUUGUUUGAUUCAAAGGAGUUGGAGAAAGCCACUGACCGGUUUAAUGUAAACAGAAUGCUUGGCCAGGGAGGACAAGGUACAGUUUACAAAGGCAUGCUACUAGAUGGAAGCAUUGUUGCCAUAAAAAAGUCUAAGAUAAUUGAUGAAAGAAAGCUUGAUGAAUUCAUUAAUGAAGUUGUUAUUCUUUCACGAAUUAACCACAGAAAUGUGGUUAAACUAAUUGGUUGUUGUUUGGAGACAGAAGUUCCCCUACUUGUUUAUGAGUUCAUUCCCAAUGGAACACUUUCCCAAUAUCUCAAUAACCAAAAUGAGCAGUUUCCCCCAACAUGGGAGAUGCGCUUACAAAUUGCCACAGAUAUCGCCGGAGCUCUCUUCUAUUUGCACUCAGCAGCUUCAUCACCCAUUUACCAUCGAGAUAUCAAGUCUACAAACAUACUUUUAGAUGAAAAGUAUAGAGCUAAAGUAGCAGACUUUGGGACUUCAAGAUCUGUUGCAAUUGAUCAAACCCAUCUGACCACACAAGUUCAAGGUACUUUUGGAUACUUGGAUCCUGAGUAUUUUCAAACUAGUCAAUUUACAGAAAAAAGUGAUGUUUAUAGUUUUGGCGUUGUCCUCGUCGAGCUAUUAACUGGAGAAAAAGCAAUCUCUUCAAUAAGAACAGAAGAUACCAAAGGUUUAGCCUCGUUUUUCAUUCGUUCAAUGGAAGAAAACAAUUUGUUUGAUAUUCUUGAUGAUCGAGUUUUGAAAGAAGGUGAAAAAGAGGUCGUUGUGGUUGCAAAUCUUGCGAAAAGGUGCUUGAACUUGAGCGGAAAGAAAAGACCUACGAUGAAAGAAGUUUCAAUGGAGUUGGCGGCCAUUCAAACGUUGAGAAAAGGCAUUUCUAACCUUCACCAGCAAAAAUAUGAAGAGUUUGAAAAUGUUAGGACUGAAAUGUACGAGCAAUGGGUUGGUUCUACAUCAACAACAUUAACAUCAUGUGUGGAUAGUGGUGAUCAUGGCCAUCUUUUCCCAAUUUCUUCUUAAUCGGGGUACAAAAAAAAACUUGUGUUGUAAUUAUAUUUAUGUAUAUAUUUUCAUCUUGUAGGGUACUGCAUGGCUUUCAUUUUCUAGUGUUGGUGAGUAUUGUCUUUUAAGAAUUGCUAUCCAUUGAAGACAAGUUGUAAAUUGUAUUUUCUGGUAAAUUAUGUUAGGUAUUGCACUAUAAUCCUAUUUCCAUCGAUUGCAGUACUCUAAUGUGGUGUGUGUGUGUGUAUUACCUAUCAACCGACACUAGAUCAUAUUCUAAAUGUAAUUUUUGCUCCUUGGAUCA